Scleropages formosus (Asian bonytongue) is the source of this 1023-nucleotide messenger RNA. RefSeq names its product 10 kDa heat shock protein, mitochondrial. Lineage: Eukaryota; Metazoa; Chordata; Actinopteri; Osteoglossiformes; Osteoglossidae. Gene Ontology annotation, cellular component: mitochondrion; mitochondrial matrix. Gene Ontology annotation, molecular function: protein folding chaperone; ATP binding; metal ion binding. The record is from RefSeq and is a predicted model, not a curated record. Bases 92 to 391 code for a protein of 99 amino acids. The transcript is spliced from 4 exons.
AGGCCCCGCUGCGCAUGCGCACCGGAUGUAGAUUCUGAAUAUUUCCUCACACGGGAUACUUACUGAAGACCGUGCGGGAUCCUGCGCGAAAAUGGCCUUCAGGAAAUUCCUCCCCUUGUUUGACCGUGUGCUGGUGGAGCGGCUAGUUGCUGAAACGGUAACAAAAGGGGGCAUCAUGCUGCCAGAGAAGUCCCAGGGCAAAGUAUUGCAGGCCACCGUGAUGGCAGUUGGGCCAGGAGCCAGAAACAAGAAUGGAGAGCUUCAGCCUGUCAAUGUCAAGGUUGGUGAGAAGGUCCUGCUUCCUGAGUAUGGAGGAACUAAAGUGGAUCUAGAUGAUAAGGAAUACUACUUGUUUCGGGAAGGGGAUAUCCUGGGCAAAUAUGUUGAUUGAAAAUGUUUUGUCAUAACUUCUUGAAUUAGUACAUCAGUUAAUUUCCAUGUCAUACAUUUGUAAAUUAUUUUUUUUUUUUUCUUUUUUUUUUUAGAAUAAAGUACAUUUAAAUUGUUUGAAUUCAGAGGAUUCUGCAUACCUGGCUUUCAUUUCAGAUGUUGGGUUUGUGUGUAUGCAUGCUACUAGUUACUUUCUGCUCAUGACUUUUGUGGAAACUGAAUACUCUUAUUUUCCACCUUCCUAUCUUCAGCUGGAGAGUAUACUGAACAAAUGCCUCAAAUCCCAUCAAGACUUGCAGAUUUAGUAAAUGUUUCUUUGCAGCUUAUACUUAGAGAAUGUUUGGAUUAGAACUACUUUUCAAACCAGCUAUCAAAGGUAAUUAUUUUGGAUGGAACUGAACCCUGUAUGCAACCUUUAAACCAGGACUCAAAUUACUAAUGUGAUGACUUUCACUGGGCUGAUGUAAGGUUGGUGGUAACCUUCCUUGUCCUGGCAUAAUCCUGUGGGUUCUAGUUUAUAUAUCAUGAACUGGAAAUAAAAUUUGAUCACACAAUUCAUUGAACCAUUCAUACAACUUGUUAGUUCAGGACUUCCUGUAGUUAAGCAAAGGAGAACAUUGAAAUGGGCAUAGA